Molecule: messenger RNA, 4912 nt
Organism: Antechinus flavipes (yellow-footed antechinus)
Lineage: Eukaryota; Metazoa; Chordata; Mammalia; Dasyuromorphia; Dasyuridae
Gene: PLAG1
Product: PLAG1 zinc finger
Exons: 3
Coding region: 1611-3116 (501 amino acids)
Source: RefSeq, a predicted model, not a curated record
UUUUCUAUUCCUAUCAUAUAAAUAGAUUUUACUAACAUAAACAACGAUUUUUUACAUUUUUCUUUAAGCAUUUUUUUUUAGUUUAUUGAAAUAUGUAUUGCAUUAAUAGGUUGUUUGGGGGCUACUAUAAGAUUACUUUUCAACCAUGCUCUAUAAAAAUUUAAAUCAUGGUUUGUCUUCUCAUUUAAUCAACAUUUAAUUUAAUGAAAUAAUAAAUCCAAGGAACACAUUAUUGUUCCUACCCAUCUUUAAUUAUAAACACCAUUCUGAAAAACAGAGAGGAAGGUAUUGGAUAUGACAAAACUAUUGCUGAGAGAAUUGACAUUGUCACAGUUGGAUUUAGUUUGAAUUACCUCACUUUCAGUUCAUUGCUUUUAUACACUCAGUAUAUUGAGAACUAGAGGGAAUUAGAGAGAUUGUCAUUUUAUAGAAAUAGAAACAGAUGAAUAAAGAGAUGUCAUGUUUUGUCCAGUGUCACGUAGAUAAUUAUUGAGCUCCAGUUCCAUUUGUUAUCUACUGUUUAUAUCUCCUCAACCAAUAGAACAGUAUUUUAAAGUGGAAUUCCGCUAAAUUUCUGUUAGGUUUCAGGUUGGUGCUCUUAGACCCUAGGUUUCUAGACAUUAAUCCAUUGCAUAAUCAUUUCUGAAAUUUUUUUCUGAAGAAAUUUUAAGUUUUUUUCUAUAUCAUUUUUUGUUGUUGAUUCUUUAGAAUAUUGAUUAAGAACAGUGUGGUAUAAUAGAUGGAGACCUGGCUUCAGAACCAGGUAGACCAGAGUUCAAGACUUAUUUGCCUCUGAAACAUAAUUGCGUAUAUGUCAUUUUGUAAAUUUUGAAGGGUUUGGGCAACUCAAAGAUUAUUAACUAUAUAGAAAGUGAUCCUCAUUAGUCAAGGAAUAUUCUCAUCUGAGUAGCUCCCCAUACUAGUGAAAUCAAAGCUCCGAUUCCUCUCCCUUUAGAGAAUUAAUUAUUUUAAAAUAUUAAAUAUUUGGAAAUAGUAAUAAUUAUUUUAAAUCUAGGCAAGAUUAAUAUUCUCAGGUUACAAAUUGUCUUUCAAUUUAAUUUUUAAAAUAUUUCUUAAUAGUAUUUUUAAUAGCCAAGUGGACUAGAUUUAACCUUUUAAAACAAAACAAAUAUUUGAGAAUAGGAAAUUUUAUUUAACAAGCCUUAUGAAUUAACAUUUAUCAAAAUGACUUCUCUUUUUCUUUUCUUACUUUGUCAUAAAUUCACUUAGAAUUAAAAGUAUUUACACUUGAUAUUAGUGCAUGAAUAAUCAAGUAGAUAUGAAAUCUAAGCAUGUGCUUAUUACUAAAUCACAUUUUUCUUAUCUUUUACCUUUUUUUCAUAAAAAUACUGGUUCCAUUACUGUAUAGUCCAUUCUUUUUUUUUAUUUUAUAGAUCAGCCAAAAUGGGAAGUACUGGAUUCUGCUCUCCUCCAAGAAGAGUCAGUGGGACUGGUUAAGAUCAGUAUCUGAGGAUUUUACCAGCUAUCAUCAGUCCCCUUUUGCUUUCUUUUACGACCACAUGAAACUUGAGAAGCCAUCUAAAGCUAAAUCAUUUAGUGGAGUUGGGCAGUUCCCAAGUGUCCAACAAGAAGGCCUGGUUUAGGCUGCGAUGGCCACUGUCAUUCCUGGUGAUUUGUCAGAAGUAAGAGAUACCCAGAAAGUCCCUUCAGGGAAACGUAAGCGUGGUGAAACCAAACCAAGAAAAAACUUUCCUUGCCAACUGUGUGACAAGGCCUUUAACAGUGUUGAGAAAUUAAAGGUUCAUUCAUACUCUCACACAGGAGAGAGGCCCUACAAGUGCACGCAACAAGACUGCACCAAGGCCUUUGUUUCUAAGUACAAAUUACUAAGGCAUAUGGCUACUCAUUCUCCUGAGAAAACCCACAAGUGUAAUUAUUGUGAGAAAAUGUUUCACCGAAAAGAUCAUCUAAAGAAUCACCUACAUACACACAACCCCAACAAAGAGGCGUUUAAGUGUGAAGAAUGUGGCAAGAACUACAAUACCAAGCUUGGGUUUAAACGUCACUUGGCCUUGCAUGCUGCAACAAGUGGUGACCUUACCUGUAAGGUAUGUUUGCAGACUUUUGAAAGCACAGGGGUACUUUUGGAGCACCUCAAAACUCAUGCAGGCAAAUCUUCUGGUGGGGUAAAAGAAAAAAAGCACCAGUGUGAACACUGUGAUCGCCGUUUCUAUACCCGCAAGGACGUCCGUAGACAUAUGGUUGUGCACACUGGAAGAAAGGACUUCCUUUGUCAAUACUGUGCACAAAGAUUUGGACGGAAAGAUCAUUUAACUCGUCAUAUGAAAAAAAGUCACAAUCAAGAACUUUUGAAGGUCAAAACAGAACCCAUGGACCUUCUAGAUCCCUUUACCUGCAAUGUUUCUGUGCCUAUAAAAGACGAGCUGCUUCCAGUGAUGUCUUUACCUUCCAGUGAACUAACAUCAAAGCCAUUUACAAACACUUUGCAGUUAAACCUUUAUAAUACACAAAUUCAAUCCAUGCAGAGUUCUGGACCAGCACAUCAAAUGGUCACCACAUCAUUACCUUUGGGAAUGACAUGCCCAAUUGAUAUGGAAUCUGUUCACCCUUCCCACCAUCUAUCUUUGAAAUAUCCACUCAGUUCUACCUCAUAUGCAAUUUCUAUGCCUGAAAAAGAACAACCAUUAAAAGGGGAAAUUGAGAGUUACUUAAUGGAGUUACAAAGUGGUAUGCCUUCCUCAUCCCAGGAUUCCCAAGCAUCUUCAUCUAAACUAGGCUUAGAGCCUCAAGUAGGACCCCUAGAUGAUGGAUCUGGGGAACUGGCCUUAUCCAAAAGCUCCAUUUCCAUUAGUGAACCUCUAAACACAUCAUCUUUGGAUUUUUCCCAGUUGUUCAAUUUCAUACCUGUCAAUGGCCCACCCUAUAAUCCUUCUGUAUCGGUGGGGAAUCUUGGACUGAGCUAUUCCCAAGAGGAGACACAUUCUUCUUUGGCUCAGCUUCCACCACAGACCCAGGAUCCUCAAGAUCCUGCAAACAGUAUAGGCCUCGGUUCUCUGCACUCCCUGUCAGCAGCCUUCACCAGCAGCCUAAGCACAACCACCACCCUACCACGCUUUCAUCAAGCUUUUCAAUAGGACACAGAAAGCUGUCUUACUAAAAAAUGUAUUUGUAGAAAUGCCUUAGGUGACCAUUUUUAAUGUAGUGCCUACGUUAAGACAUUAUAAAAUCUCUGCUUACUUUGUAUCAUACCAGUUUCAUUAAGCCAGUAAGAAAUUGAAACUAACUUUUUUAAUGAGCUCAGAAACCGUUUGUGUUCAAUUAUGUUUACUUUGCUUAAGUCUCAAAGUGUUUCGUUGUCUUUUCACUGCCAAUUGACAUGCUUUACAAAAGAAUUGAGAUAGGAAAGCCAUUACUGCUAAACUUCAAUAUAUCCCCUGUUAAAAAUUUUCAGACAUUAAUCCUUUCAUUUUUAUCCAAUAAUAAUGGCUCUACCCAUUAAUGUUUGGCUCAGUAAAAAAUAAAAAUUACAACUGUACAGUAAUUAACAAAAUUUUGAGGGAGACCUGGAGACUUCCUAAAUUGUUAAGUAGCUUUGAUUUGAUACAUAAUUUAAAAGUAUCUUAUAAAUUAAGAAUCCAAAUUUUGGUGGCAAAAAUGUUUUUAUUUGCUAUCACAAUUUCAGGUCAGUAUGUUUUGAAGACUUGCUAUUGUCUGGCUAAAAUACACGUAGUCUUUAUUUUAAAACAUUAAAAAUAUUUUAAAUCAGCCACUUAAACACAAAGCAACAGUAUUCUCAAGAAGUAAUACUCUUCUAGUCAAUAAAUAUUUUCAUUCUGACAUGAAAUAAUAUUAUUUCAUGGCACUGGUAGGAAGAACAUUAUGAUUGACCUUGGGGAAAAAAGUAUUCAAUAACAAAUUAUUACCACAAAUUAUUCUGUCAUUUUCAGCUUUCAACUUAAUUCUUAACUUACUCUCUUUCAUCUUAGUGGUAUUAAAGUUAAGGUAUCUUGGAGUCUUCAGAGUCUGUUCAAAUCCAUAGACCUCAUCAAUCUUUUCCACCUUUCACAGCCAAAGCGUGGGUCAGAUCCAGCCAGAAAUUUUAUGUUGAUUGUCAAUUAGCCAACAAUCAGAGAGCCAUUGUAGAUUUGCAAAUAUCAGAAUAUGUUUGUAGUAGAGUGGAUCUUGGCUUGUUUGGUGUGAUUCUCCUGAGCAAUAAGAUAUUAAUCACACCUGCUAAUCCUGGGAACUUGGUUAGGGACAAUUUCCCCUGUUGCCAAGAUUUAAAACAGGACUCUUAGGAGUAAAGUAAAAGCAUAUUGCUUACACCAUUUUUUACUUAAUACACUCUAAUUCUUCCCCAAUCUUAAGAGCCAAAAGCAGAAAAAAAAAAAAACCAACAAAAAAAUUUUAACCCUCCUCCCCAAUAAAAGCAUAUUUUCUAUAGAGUGAUAAUUUUUUUUGCCAUUUUUAUAAAAAAUUUAAAACUAAGUACAUAGCAAGUAUCUUUGAGACAAAGUUUUAAAUGGCUAAACAUAUAUAUACAGUAAAACCCCACUUUUACACUUCUUUGGGAAGUAAGGUGGGAUUACUACAAAUAGAAAAAGGGACAAGAAGAUAAAUUAAAGUUGAACAAGCCAAAUCCUAGUUAAUAUAGUAUCUAAAACUCUAAAACAUUUUGCAAUCACCAAGUCAAGUGCCUUGCCACCUUAUAGAUGCUUAAUAUAUAUUUUAAUUGAAUUAGAUGGUCUUUAUCUAUUUUGAGUAAGUACCUUCUCAAAGUACAAAAUAUUGAAGUUCUUUCUUCAUUGUCAGCUGGAAGUCAACCCAGGAGACCAUAUUUCUAUAGGUGGCCUUAUAAGGUUUAUAGGAUUGUCAGAGGAACUGUAGAUCUCUCACUCUUGCUCUCGCUCUUUAUCUCUUUCUAUUUCUU